This is a messenger RNA of Fomitopsis serialis, 951 nucleotides long. RefSeq lists its product as uncharacterized. Lineage: Eukaryota; Fungi; Basidiomycota; Agaricomycetes; Polyporales; Fomitopsidaceae. The transcript has 5 exons. The coding region runs from base 1 to 951 and encodes 316 amino acids. The record is from RefSeq and is a predicted model, not a curated record.
AUGAGGGUCGUGUUCGCUUCAGCAUGGCUCGCGUUUCUCAGCACUGUUUUCUUGACGGCCUUUGUCAGCCCAGAGCCGGUUUCAGCGUUCGUCACAACCAAUCCUGCAAGGAACACCUUCCGUGAACUCAAAGACACAGCGCAAGAUGGAAUGAACGAUGUUGUGAUUGACCCCGGUCUACGACUUGAUGACUCCGAAACGCUCAGUCAAUUCUGGAAAGACGCACUGUCGCUUGGUCAGCGCGGCCAGGAUUACGCAGAUUCCCUGAUUUACGACGUUGCCCACAAGGCGGAUCCGACUACUGCCGUGCGACUUCACGGCAUCCAAAACACCCUGCAAGCCAUAAUCCAUGGCACGGAAGACCUGAAAGCGCUGAUCGUCACACAAGUCCACGACGAAUCGUUUGACGAUUUCCAGCGUGGUAUAGAGAACAUCCUGGCGAACAUCUUGGAGGAGUUGAAAGACCGGUUCCCUCCGCCUUAUCAUGCCCCGAACCACGCAGAGCGGGAGGGCAAUGUGACACUGGUCGUCAACAUCACAGAGGAGGCCCUAAUCAAGUUUGGCGUGGAACAUGGGAUGUCGGAGGAGGAAUUCAGGGUGCGCCUUGACCCGAUUAUGAAGAACGUCGAAGAGGUCAUCGUUGCCAUCGGUGAUUUGGCGGAACAACACCCGUACUUGCUCGAGACCUUGCUCGUCUCUGGUGUCAUGCUUAUCAUCCCUGAAUCCUGGUUCCUUCGCCCGUUGCUCCGACUGUUCGGGAUGUCCCCGAAGGUCCCGUCCAAGCGCACGUUCUUUGGCGGAACUAUCCCGAAGGGGAGUUGGUUCUCGUAUCUGCAACGCGCAGCUAUGGGUCACUGGGCGCGGAAAUCGAUCAAGAAGACCAUCCUCGGUUCUAUCUUGGGUGGCAUUGGGCUCAUUGGCGCCAUAUUCGCCAGCUGUGGCUGUGUCUGA